Messenger RNA from Mytilus trossulus (common blue mussel), 558 nucleotides. RefSeq lists its product as uncharacterized. The record is from RefSeq and is a predicted model, not a curated record. Bases 1 to 558 code for a protein of 185 amino acids. NCBI's taxonomy places the organism in Eukaryota, Metazoa, Mollusca, Bivalvia, Mytilida, Mytilidae. The transcript has a single exon.
AUGCCUCAGGUUUUUAAAACUUUGUAUCCUACUACUAGAGUAAUUAUUGACUGUACUGAGAUACCAACUGAGAGACCAUCAUCUUUGGCUCUCAAUUCUAAGUUUUAUUCUACUUAUAAGAGUACACAUACUUUUAAAAGUCUUGUUGGUAUUGCACCACAUGGUGCCCUUAUUUUUAUUUCUUCAUUGUAUACUGGUAGUAUGUCUGAUGUUGAGAUAACAAAGCUUUGUGGUUUAGUUGAACUUUUAGAGGAAGGUGAUUCCAUUAUGGCUGAUAAAGGUUUUGUAUUAAAUAAUGUUUUAUCUGGAACUGGCAUAACUGUCAAUACACCCCCAUUCCUUAUGAAUAAGGGUCAGUUCACUAAGCAGGAGGUAGAGGAAACUCAAACUAUUGCUCGCCUUAGGAUACAUGUUGAAAGGCACAUUAGAAGAGUAAAAGAAUUUCACCUUUUUGACAGACCUAUACCUCUGAGCAUGAUUGGUUCAAUCAAUCAAAUUUGGACUGUUGCUAAUAUUCUGACACUUUUCAGAGGUCCACUUGUAAAGCAGUGGCAGUGA